AUGGCCCCUCAGCUCAAACCCCACAUUGACGAGCUCAACAAUCUCGCCCUACCCGAUGCCAUUCAGGCCAUCGCAGACCUUUUACCAGGUUUAACGGGAAGCGUAACCCCAACCUGCGUAUACUUGAUCCGACACCCAGACUACGAAGGCGAAGCCCGCCUGAAUGACCUAGGAAGAAUCUUCCUGGACUGCGCUUAUCGCUGCACAACAGAACACGCCUCGUUCCAAACCCGCCUGACCCACCAUUCACUGGACGAGCCAUUCGAAGAACUCUACGGCCAAGUCUUCGAAAUUGCCAUGGCAGGCCAGAAGGAUGGAUCGAUGGUCCCUGAGCCGGAGGAUGAUACAGGAUGUGCUUGCUGCCGUGGGGAUCCAGAUGCGACUAUUCUGAGUGGGUUCCACGAUGGCAAGGCUUUCUAUUACGAGGAGCAGGAGUAUCGUGAUAUUUGGGGAGAUGAGAGUGAGUAUGGGUCGUCUACAGGCUAUAAGGAGGAUGGCACGAGGGAUGUCAAGUUGAUGGCUUGCAAAGAACAGAUUGAAAAGGCCCUGGCGCGGACUGAGGCAGUGGAGAUGGAUAGCAAACUGUAG
Penicillium pulvis is the source of this 588-nucleotide messenger RNA. RefSeq lists its product as uncharacterized. The coding region runs from base 1 to 588 and encodes 195 amino acids. Lineage: Eukaryota; Fungi; Ascomycota; Eurotiomycetes; Eurotiales; Aspergillaceae. The record is from RefSeq and is a predicted model, not a curated record. The transcript has a single exon.